Molecule: messenger RNA, 8112 nt
Organism: Phacochoerus africanus (Common warthog)
Lineage: Eukaryota; Metazoa; Chordata; Mammalia; Artiodactyla; Suidae
Gene: STAB1
Product: stabilin 1
Exons: 71
Coding region: 228-7979 (2583 amino acids)
Biological process (GO): cell adhesion
Molecular function (GO): hyaluronic acid binding; calcium ion binding
Source: RefSeq, a predicted model, not a curated record
AGCGGGAGACAGAAAAUAAACUAAACCAGUGCCGGCUGGUGGCCAGUGCUACGAGAAGGCGAAGGCUGGAGAACUUUAACCUGGACCUUGUGGCUUGUGGAUAAUGAUGGGCUCGGAGGCUGUGAUGCCAGGAGGAAGGUCCUGGGCCAGGAAGCUCCAAGCAGGGCCCAGGCAUCCAUGUGGGGGUCAGUGGCCAGCACCUUCCCUUCAGCCUGCAGCCUGCUGAUAUGCAGGAGGAAAUCCUGCAAGCCAGCCAGCCACCACCAAUCAUGGCCGGGCCCCGGAGCCGCCUCCUGCUCGGCUUCCUGGCCCUCUUCCUGGCAGUAUCCAGCUUCAUCAUGGGGCAGAAGGUGAGGUCCCGACGCUGCGAUGUGAAGACCAAGCUGGUCACGCGUAUACCCUGCACCCCGUGCCCUGCCAUCAAGAAGCGGGUGUGUCCCUCGGGCUGGCUUCGGGAGUUCCCAGAGAAGAUCUCACAGGACUGCCGAUACGAGGUGCAGCUGGGGGACUCUUUGUUGUCCAUGAGCGGCUGUAGCCUGGAGUGCUGGAAGGACGUGGUUCAGAAGGCCUGCUGCCCUGGCUACUGGGGGUCCCAGUGCUAUGAGUGCCCUGGGGGUGCUGAGACCCCGUGCCACGGCCAUGGGACUUGCCUGGACGGCAUAGACAGGAAUGGGACCUGCGUGUGCCAGGAAAACUUCAGUGGCUCAGCCUGUCAGGAGUGUAGAGACCCCAACCGGUUCGGGCCUGACUGCCAGUUGGUGUGCAGCUGUGUGCAUGGCGUGUGCCUCAAUGGCCCGCUCGGGGAUGGCAGCUGCCUGUGCUUUGCUGGAUACACUGGACCCCGCUGUGACCAAGAGCUGCCCGUCUGCCAAGCCCUGAACUGUCCCCAGAACUCCCAGUGCUCUGCUGAGGCCCCCACCUGCCGCUGCCUGCCUGGCUACACCCAGCAGGGCAGCAAAUGUGAAGCCCUUGACCCUUGCCGGUCAUCGCCCUGCUCUACCAUUGCCCAGUGCUCUGUGAGCCCCAGGGGGCAGGCAGAGUGUCGCUGCCCUGAGAACUACUAUGGUGAUGGAACAGUGUGUAUGCCCCAGGACCCAUGCAUCACCAACAAUGGUGGCUGCCCCAGCAACUCCACCCUAUGCCUGUACUGGAGGCCAGGCCAGGUCUCCUGCUCAUGUAAGCCGGGCCUGGUCAGCAUCAACAACAAUCCCUCCGCCGGCUGCUUUGCCUACUGCUUCCCCUAUUCCUGUGACCGGUCAGCCACCUGCCAGGUGACCCCUGAUGGAACAACCAGCUGCGUGUGCAAGGAGGGCGAGGUGGGGGAUGGGCGUGCCUGCUACGGACACCUGCUCCAUGAGGUGCAGAAGGCCAGCCAGAUAAACAUGAUGUUCCUGCGGCUGAGAGUGACCCUCGACAUGCUGGACAAGGGCUGCCGGGAGAUCCUCACCACUUCGGGCCCAUUCACCGUGCUGGCGCCGUCCAUAUCCUCCAGGACCAUAAACGCCUCCCUUGCCCAGAAGCUCUGUAGACAGCACAUCAUCCCAGGGCAGCACCUGCUAGAGGAAUCAGGGACCCGGUCUACACGCACGUGGUGGACACUGGCUGGGCAGGAGAUCACAGUCACUUUCAACCGCUUCAGGAAAUACACCUACCAGUACAAAGACCAGCCCCAGCAGACAUUCACCAUCCACAAAGCCAACUACCCAGCAGCCAACGGCGUCUUCCACAUGGUCACUGCCCUGCGGUGGCAGCCCCCACCGGAGCUCCCUGAGGACCCCACGAGGACCAUCAGCCAGAUCCUUGCCUCCACCGAGGCCUUCUCCCGGUUUGAAACCAUCCUUGAGAACUGUGGGCUGCCCUCUUUCCUGGAUGGGCCUGGGCCCUUCACAGUCUUUGCCCCCAGCAAUGAGGCAGUGGAUGGCUUGCGGGAUGGCCGCCUGGUCUACCUCUUCACGGCGGGUCUCUCCAAACUGCAGGAGCUCGUGAGGUACCACGUUUACAGCCACGGCCAGCUGACUGUUGAGAAGCUCAUCUCCAAGGGCCGUGUCCUCACCAUGGCAAACCAGGUCCUGGCUGUGAACAUUUCUGAGGAGGGACGCAUCCUGCUGGGACCUGAGGGCGUCCCACUACGGAGAGUGGAUGUGCUGGCUGCCAACGGUGUGAUCCACAUGCUGGAGGGCAUCCUGCUGCCCCCCACCAUCCUGCCCAUCCUGCCCAAGAUCUGCAACGAGGAGCAGCACAAGGUCGUGGCGGGCUCCUGUGUGGACUGCCAAGCCCUGAACACCAGCAUGUGCCCCCCCAACAGCACGAAGCUGGACAUCUCCCCUGAGGAGUGUGUCUACAUCCAUGACCCUACCGGACUCAACGUCCUGAAGAAGGGCUGUGCCCACUAUUGCAACCAGACCAUCCUGAAACCUGGCUGCUGCAAAGGGUUUUUUGGACCUGACUGUGCACAGUGUCCUGGGGGCUUCUCCAACCCCUGCUAUGGCCAAGGCAAUUGCAGUGAUGGGGUCCAGGGCAAUGGGGCCUGCCUCUGCUUCCCAGACUACAAGGGUGUCGCCUGCCAUAUCUGUUCGAACCCAAACAAACAUGGAGUUCAGUGCCAGGAAGACUGCGGCUGUGUCCAUGGUCUAUGUGACAACCGUCCAGGCAGUGGGGGUGUGUGCCAGCAUGGCACAUGUGCCCCGGGCUUCGGUGGUCGCUUCUGCAAUGAGUCCAUGAUGAACUGUGGGCCCACAGAACAGGCCCAGCAGUGCCAUCCGCUGGCCCGCUGUGUUAACCAGGGGGGUGUUGCCAGGUGUCUCUGUGUCGAUGGCUUUGAGGGCGACGGCUUUUCCUGCACACCCAUCCACCCCUGCUCCCGCCCAGACAGGGGCGGAUGCUCGGAGAAUGCUCAGUGUGUCCCUGGGGCCCAGGGAACCCACCACUGCACCUGCAACAAAGGCUGGAGUGGGGAUGGUCGUGUCUGCGUGGCCAUCAACGAGUGUGAGCUGGAUGUGCGAGGCGGCUGCCAUGCUGACGCCCUCUGCAGCUAUGUGGGUCCCGGGCAGAGCCGGUGCACCUGCAAGCUGGGAUUCGCAGGGGAUGGCUACAUGUGCAGUCCCAUUGACCCCUGCCGGGCAGGCAACGGAGGCUGCCAUGACCUGGCCACCUGCAGGGCAGUGGGGGGAGGUCAGCGGGUCUGCACAUGCCCCCCUGGCUAUGGGGGUGAUGGCUUCAGCUGCUAUGGAAACAUAUUCCAGGAGUUGGAGGCAAAUGCCCACUUCUCUGUCUUCUAUCAGUGGAUCAAGGGGGCCGGCAUCACUCUUCCUGCUGACAGCCGAGUCACAGCCCUGGUGCCCUCCGAAUCUGCCAUCAGUAGGCUUAGCCCUGAGGACCAGGCUUUCUGGCUGCAGCCAAGGAUGCUGCCACAACUGGUCAGGGCCCAUUUUCUCCAGGGCGCCCUCUCUGAGGAGGAGCUGGCCCGGCUGGACGGGCAGAGUGUAGCCACCCUGAGCCCCACCCUGCGCUGGGAGAUCCGCAACAUCAGCGGGAGGGUCUGGGUGCAGAACGCCAGCGUGGAUGUGGCUGACCUCCUUGCCACCAACGGUGUCCUCCACAUCCUCAGUCAGGUCUUACUGCCUCCAAGAGGGGAUGUGCUGGGUGGGCAGGGGUUGCUGCAGCAGCUGGACUCCGUGCCUGCCUUCCACCUGUUCCGGGAGCUGCUGCAGCGCCACAGGCUGGUACCCCAGAUCGAGGCUGCCACUGCUUACACCAUCUUCGUGCCAACCAACCGCUCUCUGGAAGCCCAGGCCAAUAGCAGCAACCUGGAUGCUGACGCAGUGCGUCACCACGUGAUCCUGGGGGAGGCGCUCUCCAUGGAGGCCCUGCGGAGGGGGGGACACCGAAACUCCCUCCUGGGCCCCGCCCACUGGCUUGUCUUCUACAACCAUAGCAGCGAGCCUGAGGUGAACCACGUGCCUUUGGAAGGCCCUGUGCUGGAGGCUCCUGGCCGCUCCCUGUUCGGCCUGUCGGGGGUCCUAAACGUGAGCUCAAGCCGCUGCCUGCACAGCCAUGCAGAGGCCCUGCGGGAGAAAUGUGUCAGCUGCACUCGGAAGUUCCGCUGCAAUAAGGGCUACAAGCUGGAGGACACCCCCAAAAAGAGCUGUGUCUAUCGAUCUGGCUACUCCUUCUCCCGGGGCUGUUCUUACACAUGUGCCAGGAAGAUCCAGGUGCCUGACUGCUGCCCUGGCUUCUUUGGCACACUGUGUGAACCGUGCCCAGGGGGUCUGGGUGGUGUGUGCUCGGGCCACGGGCAGUGCCAGGACAGGGUCCUGGGCAGUGGGGAGUGCCGCUGCCAUGAGGGCUUCCAUGGAACAGCCUGCGAGAUGUGUGAGCUGGGCCGCUAUGGGCCUAACUGCACCGGAGUGUGCAACUGUGCCCACGGGCUGUGCCAGGAGGGGCUUCGAGGGGAUGGAAGUUGUGUCUGUAACGUGGGUUGGCAAGGCAUUCGCUGUGACCAGGAAAUCACUGGCCCUCAGUGCCCACAGAAGUGUGACCCCAAUGCCAACUGCCUUCAGGACUCGGCUGCCGCCCCCACCUGCGUCUGUGCUGCAGGAUACUUGGGCAACGGCACCUACUGUUCAGAGGUGGACCUCUGUGCCCAGGACCAUGGGGGCUGCUCCCCCCAUGCCAACUGCACCAACGUGGCCCCUGGCCAGCGGACAUGUACCUGCUGGGAUGGCUACACGGGCGACGGGGAGAUAUGCCAGGAGGCUAACAGCUGUCUCAUCCGCCACGGGGGCUGCCACAAGCAUGCCGAUUGUAUCCCCACAGGCCCCCAGCAGGUCUCCUGCAGCUGCCGUGAGGGUUACAGUGGGGACGGCAUCCAGACAUGUGAUCUCCUGGACCCUUGCUCCCAGAACAACGGAGGCUGCAGUCUCCAUGCUGUGUGCAAAAGCACAGGGGAUGGCCAGAGGACGUGUACCUGCGACGCAGCCCACACUGUGGGUGAUGGCUUCACCUGCCGUGCCCGAGUUGGCCUGGAGCUCCUUCGGGACAAGCAAGCCUCCUUCUUCAGUCUCUACCUCCUGGAAUACAAAGAGCUCAAGGGGGAUGGGCCUUUCACAAUCUUUGUGCCACAUGCUGAUCUAAUGACCAAUCUGUCACAGGAUGAGAUGGCCCGAAUUCGUGCCAAUCGCCAGCUUGUGUUCCGCUACCACGUGGUUGGUUGCCGGCAGUUGCGAAGCCAAGAGCUGCUGGAAGAGGGCUAUGCCACCACACUCUCGGGGCACCCGCUGCGCUUCAGUGAGAGGGAGGGCAGCAUAUACAUCAAUGACUUCGCUCGAGUGGUGAGCAGCGACCAGGAAGCAGUGAAUGGUGUCCUGCAUUUCAUUGACCGUGUACUGCUGCCGCCCCAAGUCCUGCACUGGGAGCCGGAUACUGCCCUGAUCCCACGGAGAAACGUCACUGCUGCCGCCGAGAGCUUCGGUUACAAGAUCUUCAGUGGCCUUGUGACGAUGGCUGGCCUCCUACCCCUGCUUCAAGAUUCAUCCCAUAGGCCUCUUACAAUGCUGUGGCCCACAGACUCCGCCCUGCGGGCAUUGCCUCCUGAUCGCCAGGUCUGGCUGUACCACGAGGACCAUCGUGACAAGCUGGCAGCCAUUCUGCGGGGCCACGUGAUCCGCAAUGUUGCGGCCUUGGCAUCUGACCUGCCCAACCUGGGCCCACUGCGCACCAUGCAUGGGACCCCCAUCUCCUUCUCCUGCAGCCGUGCCCGGCCGGGUGAGCUCAUGGUGGGAGAGGAGGAUGCCCGAAUUGUGCAGCGGCACCUGCCCUUUGAAGGUGGCCUAGCUUAUGGCAUCGACCAGCUGCUGGAGCCACCUGGCCUUGGAGCCCGCUGUGACAGCUUUGAGACUCGGCCUCUGUGGCUGAAGGUUUGCAGCAUUUGUGGGCUGGAACCCCCCUGUCCUGAGGGCUCCAAGGAGCAGGGCAGCCCUGAGGCCUGCCGGCCCUACUUCUCCAAGUUCUGGACAGCCCCUCCGCUGCACUCCCUGGCACUACGCAGGGUUUGGAGCCGGUCCAGCCACUGGGGUCAGCCCCAAGGUCUGGGUAGGGGCUGCUAUCGCAACUGUGUCACCACCACCUGGAAGCCCAGCUGCUGCCCUGGUCACUAUGGCAGUGAGUGUCGAGCUUGCCCUGGUGGUGCCAGCAGCCCCUGCAGUAACCAUGGUGAUUGUGUGGACGGCAUGAGCGGCAGCGGGAAAUGUAGGUGCCAUUUGGGGUUUGCUGGGACAGCAUGUGAGCUCUGUGCCCCAGGUGCCUUUGGGCCCCUUUGCCAAGCCUGCAACUGCACCUCCCAUGGCCACUGUGAUGAUGGCCUGGGGGGCUCUGGCUCCUGCUUCUGCGAUGAGGGCUGGACUGGGCCACACUGCGAGGUGCAGCUGGAGCUGAAGCCUGUGUGUGCCCCACCCUGCGCACCCCAGGCCGUGUGCCGAGUGGGCAACAGCUGUGAGUGUAGCCUGGGCUAUGAAGGGGAUGGCCGCACUUGCACAGUGGUGGACCUGUGCCAGGAUGGGCACGGUGGCUGCAGUGAGCAUGCUCACUGCAGCCAGGCAGGCACAGUGGUCACGUGCACCUGCCUGCCCAACUACGAGGGUGACGGCUGGAGCUGCCGGGCCCGCAACCCCUGUGAGGAUGGCCACCAUGGUGGCUGCAGCGAGCAUGCUGACUGUCUGAUCACUGGGCCGAAUGUGCGGCGCUGUGUGUGCCAUGUUGGCUAUGUGGGUGACGGGCUGCAGUGUCUGGAGGAGCCUGAGCCACCCGUGGACCGCUGCCUAGACCGGCCACCACCUUGUCACAGGGAUGCCGUGUGCACUGACCUGCACUUCCAAGAGAAACGUGCGGGUGUUUUCCACCUCCAGGCCUCCAGUGGCCCUUAUGGCCUGAACUUCUCAGAGGCUGAGGCAGCUUGUGGGGCCCAGGGAGCUGUUCUUGCUUCUCUCCCUCAGCUCUCUGCUGCCCAGAAGCUGGGCUUCCACCUCUGCCUCGUGGGCUGGCUGGCCAAUGGCUCGGCUGCCCACCCUGUCAUUUUCCCCACUGCUGACUGUGGUGAGGGUCAGGUAGGCGUGGUCAGCCUGGGUGCCCGGGUGAACCUGUCAGAGCGCUGGGACGCCUACUGCUACCGCGUACAAGAUGUAGCCUGCCGAUGCCUCGAUGGCUUCGUGGGUGAUGGAAUCAGUGUAUGCAACGGGAAGCUGCUUGAUGUACUGGCUACCACCGCCAACUUCUCCACCUUCUACGGGAUGCUACUGGGCUAUGCCAAUGCCACCCCCAGGGGUCUUGAGUUCUUGGACUUCUUGGACGACGAGCUCACCUACAAGACACUCUUCGUCCCUGUCAACGAAGGCUUUGUGGACAACAUGACGCUGAGCGGCCCAGACCUGGAGCUGCAUGCCUCCAACACCACCUUCCUGAGCACCAACGCCAGCCAGGGUUCCUUGCUUCCUGCCCACUCGGGCCUCAGCCUUGUCAUCAGUGACGUGGGCCCUGACAAUGGUUCUUGGGCUCAUGUGGUCCCAGGGGCAGUUGUCGUUAGCCAUGUCAUUGCAUGGGACAUCAUGGCCUUCAAUGGCAUCAUCCACGCUCUGGCCAGCCCCCUCCUGGCACCCCCACAGCCUCAGGCAGUGGUGGCCGCUGAGGCCCCACCCGUGGCAGCAGGCGUGGGGGCUGUGUUAGCUGCGGGAGCGCUGCUUGGUCUGGUAGCCGGAGCCCUCUACCUCCGUGCGCGAGGCAGGGCCACAGGCUUUGGCUUCUCUGCCUUCCAGGAGGAAGACAACGAUGCUGAUGACUUCUCCCCAUGCCAGGAAGGGACCAGCCCAACCUUGGUCACUGUCCCCAACCCGGUCUUUGGUAGCCAGGAUGCCUUCUGUGAGCCCUUUGAUGACUCGCUCCUGGAGGAGGACUUCCCCGACACCCAGAGGACCCUCACAGUCAAGUGACGCAGUCUGGGCUGAAGCAGAGGCACAAGCAGGAGGGAGACGGCUUUUAUUGCCCAGAGUGGGCGGGACUGAAGGGGCUGGGCCUCGUCCAGAUAAUAAAGGUGCCCUCAGCGGAUGUGGGCCAUGUCCCCGA